Molecule: messenger RNA, 2715 nt
Organism: Nicrophorus vespilloides
Lineage: Eukaryota; Metazoa; Arthropoda; Insecta; Coleoptera; Silphidae
Product: myoneurin-like
Exons: 4
Coding region: 250-1791 (513 amino acids)
Biological process (GO): regulation of transcription by RNA polymerase II
Cellular component (GO): nucleus
Molecular function (GO): RNA polymerase II transcription regulatory region sequence-specific DNA binding; DNA-binding transcription factor activity, RNA polymerase II-specific; zinc ion binding
Source: RefSeq, a predicted model, not a curated record
GAAGUUUUUUUUCUUUGCGAUUCCCUUCGAUGCGAGAUGUGAGUGAGUUUUGUAUAGCGACGAGAUUCGCGUCUUUCGCCUCCUAAUCGCUUCAUACAAAUGAAGUAAACACGAAAAUAACAAUAGCUUCGAAGAUAGAAGAGGAGUGAAGAGUCAAUGCACUUGUCCGCUGCUGGGUGCAUCGGCGUUGCGUUUCCCUUUUGCAAGGUUAUGUUGUGCUACAAAAUGGCUGCCGGCCGUUCUUGAUGUAUGCUGCGGUUCGCACGAGAAUUCGCGAAAUUAGUGUUAAUUAUGAGUAACUCGGCCGAUUUCUGUUACAUUUGUUUCGACAGCAACAAGGGCUGCAAGGACUACCUGAAAGUAGACGAGGAAUGUCAGUCGAUCGUCCAGAAAUUAAAGUCCUUCGUCUCGGAAGUGGAUUGGUCUGCGAAUAAGCGGCUCCUGCUGUGCGAGAAGUGCGUGAAAAAGUUAAAUCAAGCCUUGGAAUUCCGAAAGCAAUGCGUGCAGUCCUCGGCCGCGCUGACAGUGUAUCUGGUCGAAAUCGAGAAAGCCAAGGAAAAGAAGGCCGCAGCGGUCGCAGCCAAAAAAGAAGACCCCAUUGUUCUCCAGUACCUGAACCUACUGAAGAACGACAAAGUCGCGUCUAAGAAGACGGUGACCGGCGUCAAGGUAGUCACCAGCGAGCCGCAGAUCUAUCCGGCUAUCACGAAGAUCAUCCUCACGAACCAAGCCAAUUCCUUUCAAAACGUCUUCGUCAAUCUGCUGCCCAGCAACGUGAUCAGCACCAAGACGCCAAUAGUACCGCAGGUCAUCAUAACUCCACCGAACGAUACCAAAAAGCCCGAACCCGAUGAGGUCUCCAAGCUGCUGAACGACACAAAAACGGAGGAGGUCAGCGUCGAAGUGGACCCACUCGACUUUAACAUGGAAUCGGAGAAGACGACCGAAUCGAAGCCGGCACCUCCGCCGCUUCAACAGCCAAACAACUUCCGACCGAUCCUCCCGAAGCUCAGCGAGAACUACAACUACACCAACGAGGAGAAGAUGGAGUUCUUUAAUUCCGGUCACUUCCUCUUUCAAGGCGCCGACAAGUCACAGUACUACUGCGAGAAAUGCAUGAUCCAGUUCGAAUCGUUGAAAGUGCUGAACAACCACAUCAAGCAGGUGCACAGCUCGCAGUACCCAUACAAGUGCGAUCUGUGCAGUGCGGAAUUCGCCACCAAAGAGUCCUACAAGUCCCACACAUCUCAACACUCCAUCGAGUCAGAACUGGUCACGAACUCGAUCACACUGACGGACUUUGCGACGAACAGUCCGAAGAUCAACGAUCUGAUGCCGCCAAUCGACGUGAAACCGGAACCGCAGACGGAGGAGGAGAUCAAAUGUGAUAAAUGCGACAGGAGCUUCGGCUCGAACCAGGGUCUGAUCCGGCACCAGGCCAAGCAGCACAAGUCCUCGACGAACCGCAAGAAGUACUUCAUCAAGGGCAUGAAGAACGCCAAGUGUGAUAUCUGCAACCGCAUGUUCUCGACCACCUCCUAUCUGAAUCUCCACAGGAAGCUGCACGACCGGAAAGGCGAGUGGCGGAGGAAGAUCUUCAAGCCUGAAAUAGAACCGCUGAAAACGCAGGUGAUCGAUAUGAUCGACAAGCUCGGUUACGACCACUCGGAUAUCGAUGAUGACGACGAUGGGACCGAUAUGAUGUGCAUAGAUAAUGUGAGUGCGUAUCUGGAGACGUCCAUGAGGGAGCCUGCCAUGGAAUUGAGGAUAAAACAGGUGGACAAUGGUUAGCUGAAGAAGGAUAGAUGCGAAACGAAAAGUGCUGCUCUUCACUCUACUGUAUGGAAUAACAGAAACGGAUGUUUGGUUUUCAUUUUGUUGAACAAAAUAAGUUGAGACAAUUUAUUUACACAGUGAGUUUGAGAAACUGGUGGAGUGCAGUUCAUUUACGAUCUAUUAUUACGUUUUCAAUCAAAAAAAAAAGAAAGAAAAAAGUAUUAGAUUUCUGAAGGGAGGGAGAGAGAGAGAGAGAAUGCAUCAUGAUGAGUCGAUAAGGGUCGGAGAGAUGAUAAACAUUAUAUGAUAAUGAUAAUCCUAAAGAAUCAAAAACAUACAAUUACUCACUUUUUAUUUCUUCAUUUAAAUGCAUAUCACUAUUUUAUAUUUCUAUCAUACAUGAUUAAUGAUUGUUUAAGUUUCAAAAGAUAUUUUAUGAUCAGAAUCGAUUAUAUAUAUUUGUAUAUAGAUGAUAUAUGAGGGAAAGACGAACUAUGGAAAGUGAAUUAUUUUUGUGUAAGCAAAAUAGAAAUGAAAACGAGAGAGUAACAAAGUUUAUAUUUUGUUGUUGGAUUGUGCUGGGCGCAUCUUUACUUGGUCCAAAAAGAUGAAUUCGUUUUCUUCUCACCUCGUUCCUUCGCGAAGCAAGGAGUGGUAAAAACUGCAUUUGUGAUAAUUUUAGUGUGUAAGUUCAUUUCGUUUAAGGGAAAGAAAUUCUAAUUGGAUCGUUUCCGAAGGGAAUAGAGAGAGAGAAAAGUGAAACAUCGAGCAAUUUUGGAUCUAGUAAAUCGCAUCUGACGAGUGAAUGUUGUUGCUUGAUUACCUAUUAGAUUUAAGUUCAACAUUUCUUCAUCUCUUUCGUUUUAUCAUCAGACUGUUUAACUUAAUUAAUAUACAUAUAUAAAUAUAUUCAAUUUGUUUAAACAGUUUACAUAUAUA